GGCGGGCCUGCGGGUUGGUGAGUACCCGCCGCAGGCUGGCGAUCUGGACCCCCUGGAGGGACCCAGCGCGUUCGAGAGCUGCCCUCUCCAGGCCAUGGACCCUGAGGUGUCCCUGCUGCUUAUCUGUCCCCCGGGGGGUCUGCCAGAGGAGCAGGUGCGGGUGGAGCUGAGCCCCGCCCAUGACCGGCGCCCGCUGCCAGGAGGGGACGAGGCCAUCUCUGCUAUCUGGGAGAGCCGACUCCAGACCCAGCCCUGGCUCUUCGACGCCCCCAAGUUCCGCCUGCACUCCACCGUCCUGGAGUCCACUGGCUCAGCGGGGCCGCUGUUGCUCCUGCGCCUGGGCCUGACUUCCUACCGAGACUUCCUGGGCACCAACUGGUCCAACUCAGCUGCGUGCCUGCAGCAGCAGGGCGUCGCCGACUGGGGUGACAAGCAGGCCUACCUGGCUGACCCCCUCGGGGUGGGCGCUGCCCUGGUCACCGCUGACGGUUUCCUUGUCUUCCUGCACCGCUCUCGGCAGGUGGCUGAGGCCCCUGGACUGCUGGAUGUGCCCGGGGGACACCCUGAGCCCCAGGCCCUCUGUCCUGGCGACAGCCCCUCACACAAGGACUUCCCCAGGGAGCUGGUGGUGCAUGAACUCUUCUCUAGCAUCCUCCAGGAGAUCUGUGAUGAGGUGAACGUGCCACUACUCACCCUGAGCCAGCCGCUGCUACUGGGCAUUGCCCGCAACCAGACCAGUGCCGGCCGUGCCAGUGCUGAAUUCUUUGUUCAGUGCAGCCUGACUUCUGAGCAGGUGAGGAAGUACUACCUGAGUGGGGGCCCUGAGGCCCAUGAAUCCACGGGGAUCAUCUUUGUCGAGACCCAGAGAGUACAGAGGUUGCAAGAGACCGAAAUGUGGGCUGAGCUCUGCCCCUCCGCCAAAGGCGCCAUCUUCCUCUACAACCUGGUCCAGGGCAGUUCCACAUGAGUGCCCUGGGAUGCCCCCGACCUAUCACCGUGACUCAGAAGGCAAUAAAGGACUUUAUUCUUGGA
Messenger RNA from Sorex fumeus (smoky shrew), 1032 nucleotides. RefSeq names its product nudix hydrolase 22 (gene NUDT22). The transcript has 7 exons. Lineage: Eukaryota; Metazoa; Chordata; Mammalia; Eulipotyphla; Soricidae. Gene Ontology annotation, molecular function: GDP-mannose hydrolase activity. The record is from RefSeq and is a predicted model, not a curated record. The coding region runs from base 95 to 967 and encodes 290 amino acids.